Daucus carota subsp. sativus is the source of this 781-nucleotide messenger RNA. RefSeq names its product kirola-like. The coding region runs from base 16 to 471 and encodes 151 amino acids. Lineage: Eukaryota; Viridiplantae; Streptophyta; Magnoliopsida; Apiales; Apiaceae. Gene Ontology annotation, biological process: defense response. The record is from RefSeq and is a predicted model, not a curated record. The transcript is spliced from 3 exons.
AUACACACUCUGAAAAUGGGAUUAAUUGGUAAGCUUAUAUGCCAGACAAGCAUCAAGUCAGACGGAGAUGUGUUUCAUGAGAUCUUCGGUAGCAAACCUCACCAUGUACACACCAUGGCCUCUGAUAUACAAGGUUGUGAUCUGCAUGAAGGUGAAUUUGGAAAAGUUGGUUCCGUUAUCACUUGGAAAUAUACUAUAGAUGGGAAGGCAAAGGUAACAAAGGAUAGGGUGGAAGCCAUAGAUGAAGAAGACAAAUCAGUGACUUUUAAAGUGAUUGAAGGAGAUCUAUUGAGACUAUCCUUCAAAAUCUUUGUCAUCACUGUUCAUGUUGAUACCAGCGGUGAGGAUAAUUUUGUGACUUGGAGCUUGGACUACGAGAAAGUGGACGAGAGUGUCAAGGAUCCCACAGACUAUUUGGAUCUUGUGCUUCGUAUUACCAAGGAUAUUGAGGCUCAUCAUCUCUCAAAGUGACUCGUUCUAUAAUCUGGACCUUGCUAUAUAUGCCAUCCAGGCACAUUGGAACAAUAAAAAUGGGCUUAUAAGCCGGCACUUAUAAGUAAUAAUAUUUGCGUUUGCUUUGUAAAAUUGAGUUACUGAUCUGGUUGUUAUUCGGUUUUAUGGCCUGUAUUAAUAUUACACCUGUGCGGUCAUGUAUGGGAUAUUUCAAUUUAUUUAUAUUUUUUUCUAUGGCUUGUUUUAAUAUUACACCAGUGCGGUCAUGUAUGAGCUGUUUCAAUCCAUUUUGUAUUCUUUUCUACGAUAUCUUCUUAUAUAUGUUAAU